UACUCAUCAAUACAAUUGCAGUAUUGAAUGGUAUAUUAACAUCAAUAGAGCUCUUUUUUUAAAAGCUGAUAUGACUUUCUGGGGGCAGAGUGAGCAGACAUACUUCAGUUCUAUAACUCUAUAAUUGAUUUUGGUGACAUGCCAGCUCCUAAUGCAGUUCUUGGUUUUAUUUACAGCAUCGAGAUGGCCCAGGAGACAAAUCAGACCCCAGGGCCCAUGCUCUGUAGUACAGGAUGUGGAUUUUAUGGAAAUCCUAGGACAAAUGGGAUGUGUUCUGUUUGCUACAAAGAGCAUCUUCAGCGACAGCAGAACAGUGGUGUGUGGAUGUUAGCCCAAGGGGGAGGGGCCAGUGGUUCAAACAGUCCUACCUCAGACUCCACAUCUGUACAAAGAGCAGAUACUAGCUUAAACAACUGUGAAGGUGCUGCUGGCAGCACAUCUGAAAAGUCAAGAAAUGUGCCUGUUGCCGCUUUGCCUGUAACGCAGCAAAUGACAGAAAUGAGCAUUUCGAGAGAGGAAAAAGUAACACCGAAAACAGAGACUGAGCCAGGUAUGUUUGCAGAGUAAUGCUGGGUAUAACUGGUGACUUAACAGAAACUGUUAGUUUAACUUCUUUAGGUAGGCCUCUCCCUUUGUGGUGGUGGUCCCGAGGAACUGUUAAGAUACUGUUAUGGAUGCUUUUUGAGUAUUGCUACCCUUGAGGUAAAGAAAAAUGUCUAGUUCCAGAAUAUGGAUUUUAGAUACAAUUCAGUUCCAGAUUCAGUUCAAAUUCAGUAGAGAAUUUGAUGCCUGUGAAGGCACUUUUGGCUCCAAGACCUUAUUUUUUGCAAGCAAGAC
This is a messenger RNA of Struthio camelus australis, 837 nucleotides long. NCBI's taxonomy places the organism in Eukaryota, Metazoa, Chordata, Aves, Struthioniformes, Struthionidae. The record is from RefSeq and is a predicted model, not a curated record.